Molecule: messenger RNA, 889 nt
Organism: Arabidopsis lyrata subsp. lyrata
Lineage: Eukaryota; Viridiplantae; Streptophyta; Magnoliopsida; Brassicales; Brassicaceae
Exons: 3
Coding region: 201-764 (187 amino acids)
Source: RefSeq, a predicted model, not a curated record
CUUAUUAUUAUUAUUAACUGUCGACGAAAUUAUUAGAGAGCAAAAGAGUCAAAAGUGUGUCAAAAUCUCUACCACCGAUUUUUCUACAUAGCGUCGUCUCAGCUUCAGACAGCUCUAAAAUCUCUCUUCGAGGUUUUUCUUCACACUCGCCGAGAAAUCUAAUCUUUACGAAGACCCAGAUCGGCGGAUCUAGUGUUAAAAUGGCGAGACACGCGGCGGCGCUGAAGAUCGGUCUAGCUUUACUGGGGCUGAGCAUGACUGGUUACAUACUUGGUCCGCCUCUCUACUGGCAUCUCACUGAGGCUUUGGCCGCCGUUUCCACCUCCUCUUGUCCUUCCUGCCCCUGUGAGUGCUCUCCCUAUUCCGCUAUCACGAUUCCCAAAGAACUCAGUAAUGCUUCUUUCGCCGGUGAGUUAAUUGUGAAGGAUUGUGCAAAGCACGAUCCAGAGGUCAACGAAGACACUGAGAAGAACUAUGCUGAACUUCUAACCGAGGAACUGAAGCUGCGUGAAGCGGAAUCUUUAGAGAAACACAAACGAGCAGACAUGGGGCUUUUAGAGGCCAAGAAGGUUACUUCCUCAUACCAAAAGGAAGCAGAUAAGUGCAACUCGGGUAUGGAAACAUGCGAAGAAGCUCGGGAAAAAGCAGAAUUAGCACUCGCCGAGCAGAAAAAGCUGACAUCUAAGUGGGAAGAGAGAGCUCGCCAAAAAGGAUGGAGAGAAGGAGCCACCAAGUCAAAUGUUAAACCCAAAAGCAAUGUUUAGGUUGCUUAAGAAACCCCAAAGAUCAGCAAAAGGAUCUUAGUUACAAACCACUCGUGUAAUUGUUUGUGAAUUGGAUUUUAACAAAAAACUAUUAUUAUACUUUUCAACAAAACAAUCACAAAUUA